AAUAGCUGCUUAGCAGUUCAGUUGCUUCUCUAGAAAAAAAACUGAAAUCAGAUAAAGUAGAAGUUGUUUUUCACCGAUCAUUAGCUUCUUAGAUAAGAUCUAUGCGAAACAUGCAACUCUCAAGGCACAAACUGAUAAUCGUGCCCUGCGUCCCAGCCCUUUUAAGCCGCCGGCGGCCGGCAGCGUCUUCCUCUCCUCCUCCGCCCGCGGAGGCACAACGCACUAGCGCAGUGCGCAGAGGGGAGACGCGAACGCAAACGCGAGCGGCAGUCCCACGAAGGCGCGGAGCGAGCGAGCGACGGCCGCCGGCGCCGCGGCGGAGAAGCGAGCAACUCCGUGCCUGUGCGUCUGUGCGAGCAGAGAGCGGCGGCGGAGCGGAGAAGACGGAACGCUCGCGGCCUAAAUCACGCUGCCAAAUCUUUUUGAUUCCAACUAACCCAAUCAUCUAAUCGCACCUCCUACCGAACCCCUGCCAUGGCAUGCCACGUACGCGACCUGGCCACCCAAUCUGUGGCCUGUGGCCUGUGGCUGUGGGCAGUAAGACGACAGGCAUAAGUUUUGACUGUAUUGUAGUUGUAGCCUUGUAGGCUUGCCGGCUGCGGCUGCUCAGCUCUACGUUGUUCCGGAACCUUCUGCUUCGCCCGCCGUCACGCGACCGCGAGCACCACCGCUAGCAUAAACCGGCGACGAACCCAAAAGUCAGGCAUCACUGCGAGCCAAGUAUAGCAAGGCGCGGAAAGGCGUCGAGUGGAGUGGCUGCGGUGCCUGCCCGUCUAUCUUCGGGGAGCGUCUGGGGUUGCCGGCGGGGAGGCCAUGGACCGGGGUCGAAGCGAGAGCGGCCUGCGGUCGCACGGGUCCGGCAAGGUCUCCUCUCGGCCGGGGUCGGGGUCGCUUGUGUUCCCGGAGGAGCAACGGUGCAGGCACGACGAGUUUGGCGACCGCCGCAGCAUGACAGAUGCGACGGCUCCGCAAGGCGGCACGGCUGCGCCGACGUCAGCGCACAGCACCGCAGCCCGCACGAGAGAACCUGCCCUUGCACGGGAGCACCGCGCGAGGAUGGGCCUCGGACAAAUACUGUUCCCCACAACCACAAGACUGAACUGCACCAAAACGUGGAGCUCGGACACGGACUCUGGACUCGGACACGGACUCUGGACUCGGACACGAACACGGACACCGCGUGGAACAGGAGCUCGGACCCGGACUCGGACACGAACACGGACACCGCGUGGAACAGGAGCUCGGACACGGACUCUGGACGCUUCAAUCCCGUGUGACUAGCAAGAUGUUGGAAUACCAAAACGUCGUUGGGGGACGGUUGAAGUUGAAGGGUAAAGCGCUGGACGUGAAAGAUUGUGGAGUAAAGAAAAAGAAGAAAAAGUACCAGCGUGAGGAGUCGUCUCAGACUGAAUCUGAUAAGAAUGUAGAUGAAGGGAACUCACAUCUUGACUAUGACCAUCUCACACCAGCAGAGCGUCGAUACAUGGAACAGAAGCAGAAGAUCGACAUGCAGAAGAUAGCCAAAGUCGCCAACAAGUCACACAAGGACCGCAUGCAGGACUUCAACCAGUACCUGGCUAAGCUGAGCGACCACUACGACAUCCCCAAAGUUGGCCCUGGCUAACAUGGCCAAUCUAGCUGUGUUACGCACAAAUAAUUGUAUACUGUGUGGGUUCAUCUAGUUUUCUGUUAGCAUUUUAUGUAUCGUUUUACAAUUGUUAUAAAACGACUUGUUGCCACCAGCAGACAAUAUUUAUUUUCAAAGGCUUGUUCCAA
This is a messenger RNA of Zea mays, 1776 nucleotides long. RefSeq names its product protein FAM32A-like. Bases 1286 to 1624 code for a protein of 112 amino acids. The transcript is spliced from 2 exons. NCBI's taxonomy places the organism in Eukaryota, Viridiplantae, Streptophyta, Magnoliopsida, Poales, Poaceae. The record is from RefSeq and is a predicted model, not a curated record. Gene Ontology annotation, cellular component: nucleolus.